AAUAUGUGCCGAGCUGAGUAAUUGCUGAUUAUAUUUCAGUUGCGUUUCGUCGGUUUACGUCUAACUCGCACUGUUAUAAACUUAAUUAAAACAUGUACAAGACAAUAGUUGUAAUCUUCUUGGUGCUGCAUGUCGUUUACGGAGGACCAGAAGAAGAGGAAGGUGUAAAAUACGCAAAUAAAUGCGAAGUGUGCAAAGUUCUCGCAACGGAGCUCGAGGCUCGAUUGGAGGAAACAGGAAAGUCUCGAGAUGUUUUGGAAAUAGGUUACUCGGUAGACGAUGUGGCUCCAAAGAAGAAGAAAGAAUAUAAGAAAUCAGAGCUGAGACUGGUUGAAUCUCUCGAAGGAAUAUGCGAAAGAAUACUCGAAUACAAUAUUCAUAAGGAGAGGGAAGACAGCACCAGGUUUUCUAAGGGAAUGAGUCAAACCUUCAAAACUCUGCAUGGUUUAGUGGACAAAGGUGUAAAGGUUGACUUGGGUAUACCAUAUGAACUUUGGGACAAGCCAUCAGUAGAGAUAACUACGCUAAAAACUCAGUGUGAGUCUCUGCUGGAAAAUCAUGAAGCAGACAUUGAAGAAUGGUACUUUGAACAUCAAGGAAUUAUUCCGUUGAGCCGAUAUCUGUGUUCCGAUCGGGCAUUAAAAGGGCAAGAUGACACUUGCUUAAAAGAAAAGGGUGAAACUGGGCGACCUAAAAUUGAACAAAAAAAAAAUAAGAAGAGUUCUGGUAAAAACAAUAAAGAAAAUGAAAACAGACCAAAGAAUGAGAAAGAAGAAUUAUAAUAAUACUUGCAAAUAGAUAGCUGUAAAUAACAAUACUCUUACCAAAACGUUCUCUGAAGAAUAUCUUGUAUCAAUAAUUACACAUCCAUUCUAAACGAAGUUGGAGUUGAUAUGAAUAUAACAAUGCAUUUUUAAGAAAACGCGUCAUUUCACAACUUUAGUAUUGUGUGAAAUUCAGCGCUCAUAAUGCAGCAUUAAGAAAUUCAUAUUUCCCAAUUCAACCCCUUCAGAAUUGAUCCAAAGCUCUCAUAAAGAAGAAACUAUAAUUAUUUGUAACGGUGACGUUACUAACUUUAACCGCAUUAUUAUAAAAUAUCGAUUUUA
Molecule: messenger RNA, 1106 nt
Organism: Diprion similis
Lineage: Eukaryota; Metazoa; Arthropoda; Insecta; Hymenoptera; Diprionidae
Gene: CNPYb
Product: protein canopy 4
Exons: 5
Coding region: 93-782 (229 amino acids)
Cellular component (GO): endomembrane system
Molecular function (GO): signaling receptor binding
Source: RefSeq, a predicted model, not a curated record